Molecule: messenger RNA, 1737 nt
Organism: Candidozyma haemuli
Lineage: Eukaryota; Fungi; Ascomycota; Pichiomycetes; Serinales; Metschnikowiaceae
Gene: CNT
Product: Cntp
Exons: 1
Coding region: 1-1737 (578 amino acids)
Biological process (GO): nucleoside transmembrane transport
Cellular component (GO): membrane
Molecular function (GO): symporter activity; nucleoside transmembrane transporter activity
Source: RefSeq, a predicted model, not a curated record
AUGUCCAACAUAGAGGCCCAGAAGUCUGCUCUUUCUGGUGAGAUCGAAGAACAGAAGAAAGCCGACGUCAACUUCGAAGACCGCAGUGAACAGUCGGAAUCUGACCAUGCCUCUUCUAGCACACUCACUCUGUGGCAGAGAUUCAAGACAAGAUUUCCUUACUGGAAGCUUGUACUUCAUAUCUUGAUUGGUUGUUUUUUUACUGGUUGGUGGCUUUCCAUCAUUAUCCAAGAUGAGCACAGAGGUGAAUGGUUAAUCCCAACCGUUCUUUGGGGUAUGCUCAUGGUGCGUUUGAUCUCCUGGCAUUGCAGAAUUCUUUAUAUUGCCUAUCAUUAUGCUGCUAAGGUAUGGAACUACUUUACCAACAUUGUCUAUACUAAGAUUCUUACAACCAAACCUAGAAGAUUGUUGGUCGGUGCUACUAUCUUGGUCGGCGUUAUCUUACUCGGUACAUUCAUUCCUGAGGAAAUCGAGUUUUCUAAGAGAGAAGACAGAGCCAUCUCUUUCUGUGGUUUGGUUGUGGCAGUUGCUGGUUUGUACGCUACGUCGAAGAACAGAUCUAAGAUUCUGUGGAAUGCCGUGAUUGGUGGUAUCUUGAUGCAAUUUAUCAUUGCUCUUUUUGUCUUGCGUACGAAAGCAGGUUAUGAUAUCUUUAACUUUAUUUCUACUUUGGCAAGAGAGUUGUUAGGAUUCGCUAAAGAUGGUGUGGCUUUCUUGACUAACGAGGAAGUUUCCCAGAUUGGUAUGUUCUUCUUCACUGUUUUGCCUGCCGUCGCUUUCUUCGUCGCUUUCGUUCACAUCUUUUACUACUACGGUGUCAUUCAGUGGUUCAUUGGUAAGUUCGCCAAGUUCUUUUUCUGGACGCUUCGUAUCUCUGGAGCUGAAGCCAUCACUGCAUCUGCCUCUCCAUUUAUUGGUAUUGGUGAGUCAGCUAUCUUGAUUAAAGAUUUGUUGCCCCUCCUUACUCAGGCUGAGUUGCAUCAAGUCAUGACCUCGGGUUUCUCGACCAUUUCUGGUGCUGUGUUGGUUGGUUACAUUGGUUUGGGUUUGAAUGCUCAAGCUUUGGUCUCUUCGUGUAUUAUGUCCAUUCCUGCUUCCAUUGCUGUUUCCAAGUUGAGAUUCCCAGAGACAGAGGUUCCUGUUUCUCAAGGUACAGUCGAGUUCCCAGAGGAAACUGAUCCUAACAAGAGGCCACAGAACGUGCUUCAAUCUUUCUCUGAAGGUGCUACCUUGGGUCUUUACACCGCCGCUACUAUGUUGGUUCAGUGUAUGUGUAUUAUUGCCCUUGUCGCCUUGUUGAACGGUAUCUUGACCUGGUUUGGUAACUUCUGGAACAUUAACGAAUUGACCUUGGACUUGCUUGGUGGCUACUUCUUCUAUCCAGCCACUUUCUUGUUGGGUGUUCCUCGUAAUGAGAUUUUUACCAUCUCCAAGUUGAUCUCCGUCAAGUUCAUGCAAAACGAGUACAUGGCCUACAACAUGUUGGUUAACGAGGCACCAUACAACGAGUUGUCUGACAGAGGUAACUUGAUUGCCACUUACGCUCUUUGUGGUUUCGCUAACUUUGGUUCCAUGGGUAUCACUCUUGGUGUUUUGAACACUUUGAGUAAAGGUAGGAGAUCUGCCGACAUUUCCAGAGAAAUUUGGUCUGCAUUGUUUAGUGGUCUCAUUGCUACAAUGAUGUCAGCUGCUAUGGCAGGUAUGGUCAUCCAUGAUUUGAGUGGCUUUAAGAAUUAA